This is a messenger RNA of Phymastichus coffea, 2989 nucleotides long. RefSeq names its product rho GTPase-activating protein gacN-like. The record is from RefSeq and is a predicted model, not a curated record. Gene Ontology annotation, molecular function: GTPase activator activity. Gene Ontology annotation, cellular component: cytoplasm. Gene Ontology annotation, biological process: regulation of small GTPase mediated signal transduction; signal transduction. The transcript is spliced from 7 exons. NCBI's taxonomy places the organism in Eukaryota, Metazoa, Arthropoda, Insecta, Hymenoptera, Eulophidae. The coding region runs from base 240 to 2837 and encodes 865 amino acids.
ACACGCGCGUAGGUGGUCUGUUUUCGUCCUUUAUUUCGUAAAGUUAUUCCUUCGCACGAAUUAUACAUUGCUAAAGUGAUGCAUCUCUCGCGAUUGAAUAUUUCGCGAUCCGCGAGAAACUGAUCGAAGAUGGUUUCGCAUGAGUGAACAACAAUACGAUCAGUUGUAAAUUUUCAUGUAAGAUCUGACAUGAGGCUUUGAUUUUUGGAGUAAAAAUUUGAAUGGUCUAAGGAAACGAUAUGGAGGACUUCAAUGAUGGCUGUAUCGAAGGCAAUUUAGCCAGCCGAAUGCGUAAAGUCGACUCCGAACAGUUUGACACCAUCGUCAGAAUGCACCUGUCUUUCGAGCUUGAUGAGCUCAAUACUGACGAGAAUGAUAUAGGUACAGAAAAAGCGAAACUAAAAAAGUGGAGUUUAUUGAAUUUUUCAAAAAAGCCCAAGUCAACAGGAAGUUUACAUAAAGAUGGAGAGGCAGUUGCUUUAACAAAAGAAGCAAUCAAUCAAUUGAAACAACUGAUAAAAUAUUUAUCUAAAGAAGACUGUAUAAAUACAGAAGGUAUUUUUAGACGCACUGGAAAAUUAACCAGACAGCAAGAACUUAAAAGUGCUUUUUAUCAAAAUUUACCUUUGAAUCUUGAUGAAGGAAUGUAUACUGUACAUGACUGUGCAUCAGUCUUGAAAGCGUUUCUAGCAGAUUUACCAGAGCCACUCUUAACAGAUUCUCAUUAUCUGAUUCAUUGCAAAAUUACUGAAUAUUAUAACAAUGGAGAUCAUAGCAGGGUUCUAAGAUCUUUACAGUUACUUUUGCUUCUAUUACCUGUACCAAAUAGAAUUGUAUUGAAACAUAUUCUUGGGCUUUUAAAGAAGACAGCUGAACAUGAAAAUAGCAACAAAAUGAAUUGUGAUAGUCUUGCAACAUUAUUUACCCCACAUUUAUUGUGUCCCAGAUCUUUAUCUCCAACGGCAUUACAUAUGAAGGCACAGCAAUUGUCAGGGCUAGUUGCAUUUAUGAUUAAUAAAGGGACUCAAUUGUUUGAAAUUCCACAAAAGCUUUCUAUGGAAAUAAGAACUUUCUGGGUUAAACAAGAGAAAAAAUUGCUGAGUCCUGAGCAACAAGAUCCAAACGAAUCGACGGCAGACACAACAGGAACGGCGCACACAGUUUUUAGUUUCGUAGAUCGUAACGCAACUGCUAAAGCGACAGAAGCACAAGAUACACAAGCUGCACUGGCUCAAUUGUACGCAUAUAUCCAAUCAAUGCCGGAGUCAGCGAAAAAACGAAAACUUGUUAAACAGUUUAAUAAAGAAAAUGGUCAAGGAACACCACGCCAUAUUAAACAUGGUAGCGGCAAAAGUUUUGGCGAUUCCAUUAAAAAGCGCAUUUUUCAAAAAAAAUUACAAAUAAAAAUGACCGACGUCAAAUUGGGAUGCAAUUUUAGCAGGUCGAGCAGUGAAGAAAAUAUGGUUUCCAAUACGUCGUCAUUGAUACCAAAGAUGUUUAGCAAGUCGGAGGACGAACUCAGCGACAUGGAGAGUUACGACGUCCUCCAACGGGAGAAUCUCACGAAAGUGAAACAUAUUAGUAAUAGUACAGGCAGUCUUAAUCCAAGUUUGACGACUCGCAAAAAGAAGCCUACAGUUAUUCUCAAAAGCUUCCUCAACAUCUCCGAGCGUUCUGUAACGAAUAGUCCGAGCACGUCGAAAAAGAGCAAAAAAUUUAAAAUAUCCAGGUUCUCUAGGCACCGAAGUGAACCACCCGACAUGUAUUCAUCGCAGAUAAUUGUGAAAGAUGUAGAGUUAAUGCGACAGUCAUCUGAAUCUGCAUUAACCAGUAUAAGAAGGUCGAGUCUCGAUACUAAGAGUGUUGAGAAAUCGCCACAGGGAAAAUCUGCGUCGAUAGUUUCAGGUUACAAAUUUAGUGGAGAAAAUCCUGGAUUGUUGCUAUCUCCAACAACAAAAAAUAAAUUGAGAUGUCUUUACGCUGCACACACUUCAACACCGUCGAAUCUGCUGAGACAGAGUUUAGCGAAUGAUUAUAUUCUAACUCCUAUCACUGACGAUGAUAAGAGCAUGAGUCCUAUUACGCAGAGCGCUACUAAAAUGACCAAAGCUAUGCAGGAAACAAUGAUGACACCAAGAUCUCGUAAGCCUGUUGUGAUGGUAUCGACAUCAAAUCUCUGUGGAUUGGCAAAUUUACAAAAUGGUUCAAUGCAAUACGAUUCCACUAAUAGUCUACAAACAUCAAAUUAUGAAAUGAUCAACCGGCGAAACUACACUUCUAUCAUUGAAGAAUCACCGACCAUUAGUUUAAACUACAUAUCCAAAACCUCAUCAGAAAACAAAGAGAACAUGAAAAGAAUCGAGGAUAUUCCCGAGGAGCAAAGUUUUCUCACGUGUGUCGACGAAAUGUACGGCAGUACAUUACAAAAAAGCGCGACCUUGUCCGUAACAAAUACCUACGUUUAUCCUUCACGUAGCGUAUUGACGGCGAGUCCAGUAGACUUAAGUUUCACAUCAAGAACAGGAGACUUCGAACAAUCAGAGUCAGAUCUGAAUAUUCUGCAAGAAGAAGGUAACAAUCCUAGUUCAGAUACCUCAGGUAUCGCCUCAGGAAGUCCGAACAGCGCCAACAACUCUGCAGAAAAAAAUGGCGUUGACGAAAGAUCAGCUCCGUCGCUGAGGAAACGCUGUACGAGCCUUCAACGUAACGACUUUAAACGUUCGUUCAGAGAUGAAUCUAUCUGCGAUAGGGUUAAAUUACUUAAGCAGAAGCAGUUGAGUGAAUCGACACUCAGUUCAGUCAGAAUUAAGGAUUCGCUUCCAGAGACAUCCUUCUAAUCACGUCAGUUGAAUACGUAGUAUUUUAAGUAACAAAAAACUUGUAGUGGCAACAAAUUAUUGUUAGAUCUGUCACUUCUAAGUUAUAGACGCACUUUUAAAUUCACAAGAGAUGACUUGCUAUGCAUAGUAGCAAAUAUUUUAAUAAUUUU